AUGGAGAGGAUGAGUGGUGAGGUGUCGCCCAAGGCCGCCGACGCCCGAACCACCCGUGGCUGCUGGCGUUGCGCGUCCCAGGGGCUUGGUGUCCCCUCCGCGGAGCUCGCCGAGCGGCUCUGCUGCAACGAGAGCAGCGGCGGCGGCCACCGUCACCCUUUGGGCAAGUGGGCCGCCGAGAUCCGCGACCCCGUCAAGGGCGUCCGCAUCUGGCUCGGCACCUUCCCCUCCGUUGAGGCCGCCGCGCUCACCUAUGAUGCCGCAGCGUGCGACAUCCACGAGCCUAGAGCCAAGCUCAACUUCCCCCCGCCGCUGACUACAAGCACAGCCACAUCGCUGAGGUCGUUGACCUUGUUGCGGCAAGGAGGACGGGCGGGAGGAUGA
Molecule: messenger RNA, 384 nt
Organism: Setaria italica (foxtail millet)
Lineage: Eukaryota; Viridiplantae; Streptophyta; Magnoliopsida; Poales; Poaceae
Product: ethylene-responsive transcription factor RAP2-3-like
Exons: 1
Coding region: 1-384 (127 amino acids)
Biological process (GO): regulation of DNA-templated transcription; ethylene-activated signaling pathway
Molecular function (GO): DNA binding; DNA-binding transcription factor activity
Source: RefSeq, a predicted model, not a curated record